This is a messenger RNA of Hymenoscyphus albidus, 600 nucleotides long. The record is from the annotation of a GenBank genome assembly. Lineage: Eukaryota; Fungi; Ascomycota; Leotiomycetes; Helotiales; Helotiaceae.
AUGGAUUCCAUAUCAACACUCGUUUCCCAAGGCAGUGCUCGCCUCACCGCUCGUGAAGAGGCAUUUUCGAAUAAUCCCGAAAUCAAAGCACAAAACAGAACCAUGCUGGAUUUGACCAUCGCCUUGAUGGUUCUGAUCGUCAUUGCGACCUCACUAGUCGGCUCUCUCUUCUUCCUGAGAAGAGUCCGUCGAAGAAAUGCCUUGGCACGGGAAACCCUUCCAACCCAUAAUGAUCCUGCACAACAAGGACACAAACGACUCACCAUCACCACUACCAGCGCCCCAGCAUACACCCGCAACUCAGCCAUCGUCGCCUAUGACGAAAAAUCUCCAAUGAUGAGCGACUCCGGAAGCCCAAGUUCUCCUGUCCCAGAAAUCAGAAUUACCUUUCCAGAUGAGCAAGAUGAUGCUGGACGAAAAACCAGUGGUCGUGUAGUAGUUGUCCGCGUUGGAGAGACUAGCGUCGGUCUUGAGCCAUUACCACAACAGGACGAGCAGCUACCGGCAUACCAAAAGGAGAGCGGAGAACGAUUUGACUCGAUCGACAUGGACCGCAUCGGGGGGCUAAAGGAGAAGCACGAAAAGGAUCAAUUCUCCUAG